This is a messenger RNA of Scleropages formosus (Asian bonytongue), 4201 nucleotides long. RefSeq names its product family with sequence similarity 163 member B, genome duplicate a (gene fam163ba). The record is from RefSeq and is a predicted model, not a curated record. The transcript has 3 exons. Lineage: Eukaryota; Metazoa; Chordata; Actinopteri; Osteoglossiformes; Osteoglossidae. The coding region runs from base 1477 to 1989 and encodes 170 amino acids.
GCACCGCGGGCUGGGAAAGGCCACGCGUGGUGAUCGUGUGUGGAAAAGAAAGAUGUCAUGUUUUUGCGCUCCUCCCGUUUACCCUUUGGCUUUGUUCACUGCCGCGAGCAGGCAGCUUGGAUGGCCAUGACCGUGGCGUGGUCGGUCGGCGUGUCUCUCAACGACGUGCUCCGCCGCAGAUGGACCGUCGUCGUCGGUGCUCGUGAGGAGGAACCGAUGAGCUGGUGAUGAACAUCAUCUCACACACGGGCACGAGCAGAGCGUCGCUCCAUCGCAUCGGCAGCAGCAGCCCCGCGCUCUCCGGACCCACCCGGGCGCCGCUUCGCGCACGCAACUAACAGCAGCGAUCGCGCGGUUUUGCGGCUGCUGCUGCUGCUGGGUGGUACUUUGACUUUCUCCACCAGGCUGGGCGCCCUCGCCGCGGGAGGCCAGCGUGGACUCGCGGUGAGCGAAGCGCUCCGAUUUCGCUCCCGUUUGCUCUCGGGGUCGGACGCGAGUGGAUGCGCGGCGGCGGCGGCGGCGGCGAAGCGCACUUGCUUUGUGUCCUCGUGCUCUCAGCGCCCACAGCGCUCCUCCUUUUGUCCUUCAGUCCUCUCUCAGUCGGCGCAGCCUCCGGAGGAUGUGUCAAACUCUGCCUAACUAGAUUCUCAACAUGACAGCCUUGCAGUUGCUAGUCGGGGUUGAUUGUCUGCAUCGAUCGAGCAUCUCGCGGCUUUUCACACAAUUCCAUUCAAUUCCGGAGAUGCUUCGUUCGUGUUCCUUAUAAUCAGCACUUUUCACUUUCAUCAUAAUCCAUAUUCAAUAUUCAUAACCUCAGGCGGGACACUUUUCUUUUUUUUUUUCCCGAGCGAAACGAUCGGAAAGUCUGAUUCCAGCGCAACUUUUGCAUCUUUUCUGCCUUCUUCUUCUUGUUCUUCUGCACGCCUCCCUCGGCUCGGAUUUGACUGGAAUAAACCCGAAGAAUAAUUUUCAUAAUUUUGCACAACAAGUACGUGAAAGAAAAUAAGCGGAGAAUGGUUGCGUGCGGUGAGCCGUUAUAUAAUGUCUAAUUUGUGGGAGUGUUUUUUUUUUUUGUAACUUAUAUUUUAAAAACCCGAUAUCGAGAUAUAGCAGUAUGUUGCACAGCCUAUUGUGUAUAAUAAAUGUACAAGUACUUCUAGCCUAGAGCGUCUAUAAUAAUAAUAAUAAUAAUAGAUGCGCAUGAUAAAGAGAGGAAAUAGUUGUAGGAAGCGCUUGCAUGAUCGGAGAAAAAGCCAAGUGAGAAAACAAAGAGGCUGAAGAGAAGAAGAGCUGCUCGUGCUGCUGUCCAGCGGUGCUGGUCCAGUGGUCCAGGUCCAGCGCGUCUGUCCACCUUCCGGGUUUUCCCUCCCAGCAGCCCGAUGUCGAAAGGGACUUGCACCAUCUGUCUCCAGCCCCGCGGACACGAUCCUGUACAUUUCUAAUAUUUAUUAAGGGUGUUGAUGGAGAGGAUUUCGAAUGACAGCCGGUACAGUGGUCAUCACAGGUGGAAUUUUAGCUACAGUAAUUUUACUGUGCAUCAUCGCAGUACUUUGUUACUGUAGGCUGCAGUAUUAUUGCUGUAAGAAGGAGGAGUCCGAGUCGGAGGAGGAGGAGCCUGACUUUGCGGUCACUUCCCACAUUCCGCCCGUGCACUCCAACCACAACAUCGUCGCGGCGACGGCGUCCACCACAGCCAACGGCCCCGCCCUCUUCACACCGCCGCCGGUCCGCAAGCUGACACGCUCGCAGACGUUCUGCCCCUCCUGCACACACUACGAGCUGCCCUUCUACCUGCAACACCCAGAGGGCCUGCGCAACGGGGGCGAGCGCAUCGGCUACCGGGGUCCCCCACAGCAUCUGCAGCAUCGGCAGCUGCGGGACCUGGAGCUGCCUGUGGACCUGCCCAACUACCAUAAGCUCAACCUGACUCGGUCCGUCACCAUGCGCGAGAUGUUCACACGUAGCUGCAGCAUCAGCACCGAUGUGUAGCACCACCCGGCUGCAAAGAGGAUCGCUGCGGUAGGAAUGGGGACCCCUUUCUUUCUCAGACUCAUGCAGAUACGUAAACCUGCAGUCGCCUGUGUCCCCGCAGAGCCGCCCUCCCCGGCCCGUGUUUUCGACAACAUUUCAUCCGCCGGCUAAUUCGGGACAUGCCCGCGGAUGGCCAUCCUUCAAUGGAGCCUAACUGGCAGCUCCUUGAUUGCCCCUGUCCACCAUUUACUGCAGAAAGGGCCCGGGGGAAGUGGGGACAGAGAGAGAUGGUGUUUUCAUUUGGCUCAAGCCAGUGCCCCAUCCCCCAGCCAGGCUCCUCCCCUUUUGCAGGAUGCACACCUCUGCUCAAACAUUCGUUACCAUAGCAGCACAACCUGUAUUUAGUAGUAAGUCCUGAUCAGAAGGGAGCCGAGCCAAGACAUGUUUGUCAGUGCCGUGGUCCGAUGUCAUGUAUAAAACGAAGAGUGGCGUUGCGGAGGUGCUGCGAAUUAGACACCUCGUACGUAGGGGAGCACUAGAGCCAUAGUGAAAUUUAUUGUGUUUUAUCUCACUGUACAGGUGCCAGUUCUGUCAGAACAUCCAAUAUUUUACAUUAGGGCUAAAGUACUGAGAUGAGGCUUUCAGGAUGACCGUUGAGGACAAGGAUGCAGCUGCUUCAGAAGUGCGAGGAACAUUCCCUGCACUGGAAAGAAUGUCCUGCACUUGCCCUGUUUUUUCACCUUUUUGCGUAUCGACGGCACACACCGGUAAGCUGCUGUACACAUACAUACCAAUGACAUAAGGCAUCACACCAAGGUUACAGAAAUGUUCUGUUUAAUUUCAGUUUUGUGUGAAAAAUAGUUUGACUUUGCCAAAUACAAGUUUCAAGUAGAGUGAAUCUGUGGCCGAAAAAACUACGUAAGCUGACUUACUAUUUUACCUGUUUUAAAUUAUAUAAAAGCUGUAUGGUGUAUCCUCUUUUUUUAACAAACUGUAUGAAAACUACAAAAAGUUGUUUUUUUUACUACUUAUGUGCUUUUCAAAUUUGCAAGUUUUGUCUGCUCACUACACUUGCCCUUUGCUCCACCAUUGUGCUGGAAUGGAUAAUCCAGGCUACCUCUCUGAAUCCAUUCUGCUUGGCGUGACGCGGCCGGAGGAAUUUGUCGCGCGCCCAACUCUGUCGGCUGAGAGCGUUUCUUCUUUACUUGAAUAACGGAUCCAGGAUCGCUUUCCUAAAACUCGUGUCACAGGGCUAGGUCUAGUUUCGUUUUGCUGGACUUGAAGGAGUGGUUCCGUGUUUUGGUUUGUUGUCCGGCGUUAGAGGAGAUACUUGAAGCGGCUGUGUCGGGAACGCAUAAAUGUGGCUUCUUGUCACAUUUCAUCUCUUUGGAGACACGCCGAAGACUCAGACUGUGGUUCUUCUGCCUCUUCUCAGCCCGGAGAUUCUUAACGUCAUCACCGUAUGUCACCUUGAAAGCAGUUAUUUUGUCAAAGUUUAUUUUAGUGACGUACGGAUGGUUUUUAGAAAUGAACGUUGCCAGUUGUCAGAGGUCCUUGAAGAUCCAUUUUAAUUCUGCUUCUUUCUUCUUACGAAAUACUUUUGCAGCAGUAAUGUUUAAUUCUGGUGGGAAAGGAAAUAUAAAUCUUAAGGCUCUGGGUUUUUCUCCUACCCUGUGCCCCUCCAUUCUCCCUCCAUCAGACAGUGGAACAUGUGACCAGGACACCGGGCGGUAAGGGCAAUGGCUUCGGUUUGGGCCCUGUGUGUCUUCCCAUCUGUCUCGGAGGUCUCUGUGAAAUCGAGUGGCUUUUCGAGAAGGUUUAGCUGCGUGCUGCAUCGACACCUGUUCACUCGCUCACACGCGCUCCCGUUCACCUAGACCAAGCACCGCACUUCUUAUACACACGCACACAAGCAUACACACAAGACAGACACGCAGCGCCAUUCCUCUGCAGAGUGCUGCUCUUUGACAAUGUUGAGGUGAUUUACUUUCGUUACAUCACACUGGAUAUUUUCUGGCAGCGACUGCAGGACCAGCACAAGGAUUGUAUGAGAUACACAAUUACCAUUGUUAUUAUUAUUGACAUUUUUCCGAUCGGUUCUAAUUAUUAUUAUUUGAUGUUAUCGGUUUUUGCCGGGGUGUUGCUUUAUCUCAGUAUUUGUGUUUUCGGGUCAUUGUGCUGAAUUUACGUUUCCAGUAUUAAUGGUUUUCAGUAAUACUGACAUGGUACA